AGCAGGUGCGGACAGACAACACACACACGGACACACACACACAUCCUGCGGCAGAAACACACACCGGUGCCCGGUACCGUCCUGAUCCGCCGGUUGUUCUGUCUCCGCCACGUCCGCUCCUCCGCGCGCGCACCGGGGGGUGAUGGGGGAAUGAGCAGCGCCGCCCCCCCUCCUCCUCCUCCUCCUCCUCCUCUUCUUCAUCUUCUUCUUCAUCCUCCGGUUCUUCUUCCUUCAGCUCCACUCGGUCUUCGUCCUACCGGGCCGUCGUCGGAGCCGUGCCCAGGAUGCGGGCCCCUCUGCUCGGACAGGCUGCGGUGCUCGCGGCCCUGCUGGCGCUGAGCACCUGCCUGACAGGGUCUCAUCUGUGUCCUCGGAGUUUAGAUUGCGCCCGAGCAGGACGUCACUUCUGCCAACAGGGAAGCUCGCACUGCGGCCCCUGUCUCCGCCCACUGGUGGAAAACUCCCACGGACGCUGCGUGAUCAAGAGGAGACACCUUUCCCACUCCACUCAGUCCGCUAAAGGUGGGUCACCAAGUCCGAAACACACCUAG
Molecule: messenger RNA, 551 nt
Organism: Sphaeramia orbicularis (orbiculate cardinalfish)
Lineage: Eukaryota; Metazoa; Chordata; Actinopteri; Kurtiformes; Apogonidae
Product: neural proliferation differentiation and control protein 1-like
Exons: 2
Coding region: 285-551 (88 amino acids)
Cellular component (GO): membrane
Source: RefSeq, a predicted model, not a curated record